GUGUGUCUCUCCUGUGUGUGUUGCACACACUGGGGGACUGCACCACCAUUCCCACCACACGCCGCGUCACCUUUACCUCCACGGCACAGCACCGGUUGCUUGCAAAGGGACCUGUCUUGCCUGGCGCUCGUGCACUUGACAUGGUUUAGGCGUGCCUUUUAGAGGCUCUCGUCUGGCAGCGCUGCUAGGCAUCCUGGUGUACUAGGGGUGCCAGUCCAGCCUUGCCUUGACUCGCCUUGACUUGACUUGGCUUGACCAUGGCGGCGUCGCACGGAUCGACGGCUCUCCUCCAUCGACGCUUCGUGGACACAGCCUCUCUCGCGUCCGGGUCCUCCUCGCUCUUCGUUCCCUCGUUAGAUCCCACCUUCUCCCCGUCGUUAUUGCACCGCCAUCAUCGCUCGUCCGUCGAUUUGCUGUCAGAUCAGCCGUUAGAUCGCCUCGUGCCAUCUGGCACCAGAGCGGCCGUCGAAGCUGGCAGCAGCAGGGCAAGCAGCCGCAAUGGUGCCGGCAUCCGCGCGAGUGACGGCGGGGGGGAAAGUUACGCGCGGACGUGGACCAACGGCAACCAGCGCGCACGGGGCGGCGUGACCGUGCCGCGAGUGGCGGUUUCGAUCUCGGGGCUGUCGCUUGGCGGGUCUUAUAGCGGGGGAUCGGGAUCUUUAUCGGGGACAGGGGAAACGCAGCAGCGUUCGCAGCAGCAGCGCCGACCGCAGCAACAGCAGCAGAAGGCGGGGGAAAGACGCGGGGUUCUUGCGCGGAGGCGGUCAUCGGCGGAGCUCUUGUCGGAGGAGCGGCGGAAGAAGGAGGUGGAGCGCGCAACGCGCGAGGCGCGGGGGAAAGGGGGCGCGGAGGGGCUGGCGGAAGCAUUGCAGGUGGAGCCGCCGGCGCAGCCGCAGUGGCCGUUUUGGCGGAAGAAGCGGGAGUCGAGCGCGGGUGAGGCGCGCAUGCUGACGAGGCGGAUCGUGGAGCUCGGGAAACGACGGCAGCUGGACCAGGUGUUUCAAUUGCUGGAGGGCGCCAAGCAGAACAAAAAGGCCGUGAACAUGAUCACGCUGAACGCCGCCAUGGCGGCGUGCGUGAACUGCGGCGACAUCGACCGCGCGCUCGACCUCUUCGACGACAUGACGGCGGACGGCGGCACUGGCGUCGACUCCAUCACCUACGGCACGCUGCUCAAGGGCUUAGGCCGUGCAAAGCGGUUGGACGACGCGUUUGAGGUGUUGGAAGCGAUGGAGGACGGUACAGCGCCGGGGCGGCCGGAGCUGACGGCGGUGCACCUCAACACGCUCGUGAACGCGUGCGCGGACGCGGGGGACGCUCGGCGCGCUAUGAGCGUGGUGCAGCGCUACAAGCGCGCGUUCUCCGGGGCCAUUGGGCCGUCUGCUUUUACCUACAACCUGCUGCUCAAGGGCUACGCGCGGUCGGACAACCCCAUGGAGGCGCUGAGCGUGGCGGAGGAGAUGCACCUGCAAGGGCUGCAGUGGGAGCGGGUGACCUUCAACUGCCUCAUCCUCGCGUGCGUGCGCGCGGGGGACAUGGACAGGGCGCUCGACCUGCUGCAGGACAUGAAGGCGGAGGCGUUGAGAAGAGGCGACGAUGACCUGCUGCCAGAUGCUGUCACUUACACCACCAUCAUCAAGGGUCUAUCUGAGGAGGGUGACAUCGAGGCCCUGAGGGACGUGGUGGCGGACAUGAAGCGCGCCAGCUGCGUCAGGGGCAGCCCUACCCAGCCGCACUGCCAGGGGGUGCUGGCCGAUCAAGGCGUAGAGGAUGCGAGCAGCAUUGCCAGUGCCGUCGCCAGCAGCAGCAGCACGAGCAAUCCGUUGGUGAUGGACCGUGUGGCGUACACUGCCAUUAUCGACGCUUUCAUCGCUGUCGGCUCGCCCCAAGACGCCCUGCAGUGCAUGGCAGAGUUAGAAGCGUUGGGUCAAACGGACCGCGCCAUGAGGCCGCGAGCGCACGUGUUCCUCUCGCUCAUGCGCUCUCUUGCCGCUGCCGGCGACCUCACCGCCACCCAGCAGCUCGCCGCCCGGCUCGUGCGCGAUGCGGGCGGCAGGGUGUGGCCGGAGGAGAGAGCGGAGGCGGCAGAGCUGGUGCUGGAGGCGGCGACCAAGGCUGGGCAGAUGGGCGUGGCAGCCAGGUUGUUGGACCAGAUGGAGGCCAUGCACGGGCACCAGCUGCGGAUGUCACUCAGGGGCAUGCAGGCGGUGGUGCAGCUGAUGGCAGCCACGGGGGCGGGCUUUGAGCGCUUCACACCCAUCGGCAUCAGACAAGAGGUGCCCAAAACGCUGUCGCUGCGUGAGACAGUGCAGUCUGUCAUGGUUCCCUUGGCUGACGUGGCAGUGGCCCAUCCUGACCAAUCACUGGCGGAGCUGAGGUCAGCACGGCCGGAUCUGAUGCCUGGUGACGUCAUCCCUGUGAUCAACGGCGCUGACGAGUGUGUGGGCGUGCUGAGAGUACCGAGCCAUGCCACGGACCCUGCCUCUCUCAUCACCCACCUCAUGCUGCCCCCCCCGCCGUCGCUCUCGUCGCUCUCCACCAUCUCCGAGGCGGCCCUGCUGCUGUCCUCGCAGCGCACGCCGCUUGCGGCAGUGGUGGCGGGUAGUGCGCGCAUGCGUUACGGGCUCGCCAAGGAAGCCGCGCAGAGGGGCGCGGGGGAGGAGAGGCGCGUGGUGGGGUUCGUGCGCGCCGAGGCCGUGUUUGAUGGGCAUGGCGGGUGCUGGUGGAGCUCGGGGGGGCGAGAGGGGGGUGAGGCGGCUGCUGGGGGCGAUGGGGCUCUUGAGGGUGAUGCCCUGGGUGAAGUUGGGGGUGGGCAUUUUGAGGUGAGGACUGAAGGCAGCAGCAGCAGCAGUUCCGACCCCCUUGUAGCGGCCUAGGAAGUGUGCUGGUGACUUGGAAGCAUCGAGUCUACGACCAGGAGAAGAAAUGAGUUGAAGUGUCUGCUUUUUUGGGAGUGAUGAGUGAAAUAGGUAGAAAGACGCGACAGGCAUAAGAAACCCCUGUAAAAAUCGUUAGGGGUUUGUUGUAAAUGUUGAAUCUUACAGUGAAAUGUUUGCUGGGUUUGAAUCACUUGAAAUGUCGUGUAUUUUGAUAUAAGUUGAGGAAAGUACAAUU
Messenger RNA from Closterium sp. NIES-67, 3114 nucleotides. Lineage: Eukaryota; Viridiplantae; Streptophyta; Zygnematophyceae; Desmidiales; Closteriaceae. The record is from the annotation of a GenBank genome assembly.